CACAUAACUUUUGAAAGAGGAACAAAAAAAUAUCAGGUUUCAGGCUGCAAAAUGAAGCUUUUCCUCCUCGCAACAUUUGUAGCAACCAUCUGCUGUGUCAAUGCAGGCAAGAAACAGAGGAUGAUGGCAGCAAUGAACGGAGGAAUGAUGCCAGGCAUGAAUGGAGGAAUGAUGCCAGGUAUGAAUGGAGGAAUGAUGCCAGGUAUGAACGGCGGAAUGGCAAACGGAGCAGUCCCUGGAAUGAUGGCUGGAGGCCUGAACCCACCCAUGGGAGCUGCUGCUGGAGCAGGUUUCUUUGGGCAGCCGCAGUUUGCUCAGUUUGUUCCCGGCGUUCCUGCGUUUGCUGUACCGCCCCCCGUUCCCAACGUGUACACUGUCCCUGCAGCCAAUGCGCUUCCUUUCAUUGGAGUCCCUCAAAUGGCACCAAUGAAUCCUCCGCAGCAGCCCCUGGUGGGACUCACAGGUGGUGCCGUGCAACAGCAGCUUCCUCUUCAGCCUGAUCCACUUAGAAGAUUCAGGCGUCAGAUUGUGAAACAGGACAACACCUUAAAGACCACUGUGGAUACUCAGAUUCCAGCUCCUACUGAAACAACGACAACAACUCCCUGUGACGAAGAAGAUCAUCAUGAAGAUUAUUAAGAUGAGACUGUUAACAAUAGCUUUUAAUCAAAUAUGCAAGAUUGAUCAAAGUGAUAAUAAAACUUGACUUAUAUGAUUUUGUCUAUCACCAAUGAUCAUGGAAGCUUUUUGUGUUAUGCAUGAUUUUGAAACUCACUUUUUUCCGAAUGAAUCGCCAUAGAAAACAUUUGAUGGAUGUACUGUACAUGUUAACUGUACAAUGAAAAUAAAUGACACUAAAUUUAAA
Messenger RNA from Siniperca chuatsi (mandarin fish), 865 nucleotides. It is a transcript of the gene scpp9, whose product is annotated as secretory calcium-binding phosphoprotein 9. The record is from RefSeq and is a predicted model, not a curated record. Bases 52 to 639 code for a protein of 195 amino acids. The transcript is spliced from 9 exons. NCBI's taxonomy places the organism in Eukaryota, Metazoa, Chordata, Actinopteri, Centrarchiformes, Sinipercidae.